Messenger RNA from Rotaria sp. Silwood2, 303 nucleotides. The record is from the annotation of a GenBank genome assembly. NCBI's taxonomy places the organism in Eukaryota, Metazoa, Rotifera, Eurotatoria, Philodinida, Philodinidae.
AUGAAUAUCGAUUUUAAUCAUGGAAACUUGGAAGAUCAUGACGACAAUCUUCAGUUGGAACAAGGAAAUACAGCGAACAAAGAACAAGACUUUGAUGAUAAUCAAUAUGUACGUCGUCCAAAUCGUAAAAAACGAAAUGAGAUGAACGAUUUAGAUCUAGCAACAAAUUCCACAUGUACACCUAAACGUCAAAUAACAGAACAAAUUAAGGAUGUUGCUAAAGAAAAACUGAGCAUGCAAGGAACAGCAGCAUCAUUAUCAUAUUUUAAUAAUAAUCAUACAUUUAAAAAAGGAAAUAUAUGA